GUGCUACACUUUGUGUGUUCUCUGCUUUCCAUCUUCAUUUUGGAGUAAAGAAGUGUAUGCAGGGUUUAAAGGGGAAGUUUUGUUUUUCCUCUCCAACCUUUACUUCCCUGUAGAUUAGCUUUACCUGCCUAUCCACCAUUCAGUCGGUAAAAUCUUUUUUCGUUCUCUUUUAAAGAUCGGAUGGGGGGGCCCCAUACAUACCUUCGCCUUGGGCCCCCAAUUUGCUAAAUCCGCCACUGAUAAUGCAUAUAGGUACACACGUUUAACCUCGUGGGUCUGUCUGUUUGUAAUUGUUACAUUCAUUUAUGUCUGAUCAGGUGAUCUUCAGUAGUGCAUUUCAUGUCGUCUGCAUGACGCAACACUUUAAGAACACGGACAAAAUAUCUAAGAUGCGCUUUUUUGUAGUCCAUCUCCUGAACAUUGUAGUUUCACCGCUGCAGACCAACGUCAAUAACAUCCGCCUGCCGUCGCAUCAUAUCUACGAGCUUAGUGAACGUGGGGUUAGGUUCUCUAAACAUUGCGGAUGUCUUUUCCUAACUACUCAUGGAUUGUCCUUCCCUUGACGUUUUACACAGAGGUUAAGAACAAAUGGUUAUGGUUAGACGUUAGGAGGUAAUUUGUUGACUAUUUGGCCGCAACCCGAGUUAUGAAUGCAUGUGGAAAAACUGCCAGGAUCUCGAGGAAUAUAACCAAGCAGCCAUGUCCGCUGCUUUUUACUUAUGCCUUCUCUUUUGGUACCUCCAAACCAACGCUGUCGGAGCAGAGCUGAAACCACCAGAGAAUUUGACCAUGAUCACCUUGAACACCAAUUACCAACUGAGCUGGGAUUGGGACCAGAGUUCAUCGGCUGUCAACUUCACCACACAAUAUGUGUCGAAGUACCAGCUGAGGUCUAAAAAAAAGAGUCCGAUAUGGAGUACUGCGUGUCAGAAUACGUCGAGUAGGUCAUGUGACCUUACACAGUUCAAUCUGUACUACCUGGGCAUCUACGUACUUCGUGUAGAAGCCAACGUGAACGGACAUGUCUCCGGCUGGGUGAAGAAGGAAUUCUGCCCUGAUAAAGAUGCUGCUUUGGGUCCUCCAAGCAAAGUGGCCCUUUUGCCUGCUGGAAGUGACCUGGAAGUUGUCAUCUCUGAUCCUCUGACCAGCACCAACAACUCCAUGAGGGAAAAUUAUCCUGAUCUUUAUUACCACAUCCUUUACUGGGAACGCUCCAUAGACACACAGGCCAUAGGAACUCAGACGUUGCGUAGCAGAGCCAACAUAGUGACUUUGCCAAAGCUGAAGGCCUGGACUUGGUACUGUGUGAGCGUCCAGUCACACGAUGACUUCUACAACAAGAAGAGCAGCUUCACCUCACCCCACUGCAUGCAGACCGAAGGUGCCACUCCGUGGUGGCAAAUCUUCGGGUACUUCGUGCUCUCUCUGGUGAUCUGCUUCCUGGUCAUGCUGGUCUCAAUCUACAGCUUCUUUUGGUGCUAUAAGACUAUUAAGGCAACGUUGUUCCCGGCCGUCCAGCUGCCCUUCCAGCAGUAUCUUUGUGACUUAACUGGGUCUGACUUUCCUCGCCUCCUCACUCCGGAUUCCGACUCCGAGCUGUCGUGUGAUAAGGUCACUGUGUGUCCGGAGUCCCCGGUCCUGAAAAUCCACAUCCCUCCCCCUGAGGCCCUGCCGGCACCCCCAUCAGGCCUGGAGCCUGACAGCAGUGGCAGACACAGUCGUCAGGACAGCAGUGGCAGUGGAGACUCAGGAGUGUACUCCACGGGGGGCAGCUCAAGCCUGCGGCAGCCCAACAGCAGCCAUUCCUCCACGGGGGCCAAAGUCUCUGGGCAGGGACCCUUUGACUUGGAGCAGGUGAAGAUGCAGGACAUGGCUCCAGGGCUCGAGACUCAACUUGUGAAUGCCGACGAGGGCAUUGUAGACAUGUGUGUCUGAAGGCACAAGACAUUUUGUUGAGAAGAGCAUGAAGAAAAGGUGAUAUUAAGGAGUCUGUGGUCAAAUGUGCAGUGUGCCUUUUCUCAAGCCGUCGCUGGGAAACAAGGAGAGGAAAGCAUCGUAAAAAAGCAAAGUGUGGAAAAGGGACUUAACAACAUAAUAUAAUGUGUGACAGACACACACAAAGAAGAACACUGAUCUGCUGGGAUGUCGACCCAUGUUUCCAAUGUCUUCACUUUUGACAUAUUUGUCUUUACAGAUGAUGUGCCCUUCUUUUUGGCACCAACCAGGAAGUACUGUUCCGUGCAGAUUUUGAUGUGUUGUGCAUUUCUUUCACCUCGUCUCCGGCAGCCACUGUCUUAACCUUCAUGCUGGGAGUGUAUCUGUGUAGCAGUCUGCAUUAAUCAUGUUAUUUUAUCUCUUUUACUGUUCUAUUGGUAUAAUGAGCUUAAAAGUGCUAAAUAGGUAGCAUUAAAUAAACAUACUGUAAGCAGAUAAUGCCGAAUAGAGUAAAUGCCCGAUUGUGAAUGAGGCCCAUUGUGUUAAAUUCUUUUAAAGUUACUAUAUUUACUAGCCCAAUGUGGCAUUUCUCUUGACCCCGGCCACUGGGCAAUCCUUAUAUUGAGCCCUGGGGACUUAGUCGGCACUUUAAUUCUAGGCGAGACGUGUCUGCUCCGUGCAGCAGACUGGCAGCACAGGAGAGGCCAGACCAUGUUAACGGUCACAGUGAGCACUCUACAGGUCCUUGUAGCGGUUCCAGUGGAAUUGGUUACACUGAUUUUGAGUCUAUUAACUGGAGGGGAAACAUUCUCACAGUGACAUCGCUGCCUUUUGAUAUUUAGCCUACCCUUGUUGAAAUAUAUCUGGUCAACACAAUAUUAGAAACACUUGUAGAAUACAGAGAUACAAUUCACCAGCACUGCUGGCGGUGCUGGUGAAUGCCAGUUGAGGGUUAGACCUACUGACAUUGUGAUAUUAAGUUGUUCUGUUAAACAUUUUUAGAAAUGUCUCUGUAUUGAUCAGAAGAACAGGAACUUUGCAUUAAAUAUGCUAAUUUGACCAAAACAAGUAUCGCUGUUGUCAAGAAACAGCUUGUCCUACUUUUUGCCCAUCCUGUUAAAUACUUAUAUUUACAAUAAGUGUUGUGUUUCAUUGAGUAAAUUUGUAAUCUAAUCAGCAAAGAAAUCAAAUCUGAUUUUUAAACCCACGUACAACUGAUAUGAAUACGGUAUAAUAUAAUACGGUUUAGUUUUUUCUGUGCAUAUGUUGUGGGUUUUUCUGAUAGAAGCUUGUAUUCAAAUACAUUAUUAUUGUGCCAUUUAUGAUUCUUAUAGAAUCUUGGUACCAUAUAAUUUUUUGUUUUUUUCCAAUGACAUGUAAAUAGUGUCAAAUAGAUUUUCUUCACAUUUGAUAUUAGUUAUAAUAUUUCCACCUCUGUCCGGCUUCCAUGUUUGUUUCUUUGUUUUUAGGGAGCAACUUAGUUGCAAAGGAACUUGCAUCUAUUCAAUUCAGUUUAUUUUGUAUAGCCCAAAAAACUAAAGUAACCUUCAGGAGGCAUGGACCACAGUCCAGAUAACCACAAUGUAAACAAAGGAGGUAGAGAGGAGGGACAUCAGCAGGAGGCAGGGCCCAGGACGCAGGAGGCAGGGCCCAGGAGGCCGGGUCCAUGAAGCAGGGGCAAACACAUUGAUAGUUCAGGGUUUCCCGUCAUGUUCACAUCUAAGUUGUCACAUUUUAUCCAUCAACCAAGAUGGAGCGGGUCGGCCUUUAACCACAAUGUUGGCGGUUUGAUUCCCGGCUCCUACGGUCUGUAUGUUGAAGUGUUCACUGAACCCAAAGUUGCUCCCUGGUCACUGUUCCUGAUAGUUAGGAUGGGUUAAAUGCAUACAUCACAUGUCCUAUAUAUACCUCUAUGUAUAGCACCAUUCUCUAAAUUGUAUUUAGGGUUUUAAGCCAGUCAGAAGCCAGCCAAACAUAUUUAGUGAAUACAUAUACAGCACGAAUAGGGUCUGUUCUGUGUACUUGUACAGUUUGUUAAACUUUCAUCUGCUUUUAUCUACAAAUGGCCUUUUUCUUGAAUCUGCAAUGCAAGGAGGAUGUAUGGGGGACAUUCUGAGGCGGCAAGUGUUCAAAGGAAGAAAAAGGUAGAAUGUGGUGGGGAAAAAUGUCGUCAAAACUAAUACGAAUUCAAGACAUGGUGUUAUAUGACCUUAUCUAACAUCAAUGAAAUGGGAAACCUUCCAGGUCUAUCUGAGCUUGUAGAAAACGGCUCAACUUUUAUUUGAUUUGAAGCUUGAUCCAGUUUCACUUUGACGCCUGUGUCCAAUCAUUGCCUCAACAUCUUGCCUAUCACUGUCUGUUGUAACUUAAAAUGUAAUAGAAGUAUGCUGUUAAGCAAUGUACUGGUGACUUGAGUGGUGGUGUCGGUGUACUUGUCUGGUCUCUCAUCCACCAACUAUUGCAUCUACAGCACCCAUGUUCAUGCACAAUCGUGAAUAAAUCAUCCCCAAUACCAAACGUUGGUGUUAAAAUGG
Messenger RNA from Cyclopterus lumpus (lumpfish), 4469 nucleotides. Its product is annotated as interferon alpha/beta receptor 1b-like. Bases 655 to 1935 code for a protein of 426 amino acids. Gene Ontology annotation, molecular function: interferon receptor activity; protein binding. The transcript has 8 exons. Lineage: Eukaryota; Metazoa; Chordata; Actinopteri; Perciformes; Cyclopteridae. The record is from RefSeq and is a predicted model, not a curated record.